AGUGUUACCACAGGACCGCAGGUGCGCGCAUCAAGACUCAAUGGCGAUAACUACUAUGUGUCCCUCUAUCGUUCCUUUAUGCACUCCCGCCGCCAGGGGCACCACCACUGCGGCUGGAUGCUGGAUCUGCUUAUCGCACGGCUAUUGUUUUUAGCGUCUCAUUGUUGGCGCACGAGUUGGCAGCCCUGCAAGACGGAACCUUACCCUGCCAAGGUUAAUCUGAAGAUUUAAACGCGAUCCCGCGAGGCAUCAAUAACAUCCGAGGAAAAAAGUAAAUCGUCGCAAGUCACCAUCGCCAUAGUACGCUAUCGCGACGCGAGUCCGUCAACCAUGCUCAAACCGGGGAACGGAAGAACGCAGUAAAGACGCGGCCUUGCAGGUGCAGUGAAGACCGCGCCGGUAUGUGUGUCUGUACGUGUGACACGACGAGUUAUCGCACCCGUUUUGCCGAAUCCUUGCCGCGGCCGGCUUUACACGCCACACCUCGGCGGUCGGUUCGCAGGAGAUGCUGCGCGUGACUGCCCCGCCCCGGCUGCCCGUCGCCCCCUCCGCCACCGCGACGCACAUUCUCAUACCGCGGCUGCUGCCCAACACCACCAAGGUGAGGCGACCAAAAUGGCGAACGCGUUGAGGCGUUUGCCGGGUGCGCGUCGUGGGCAGAACGAGCGUGGCAGCCGCUGUAAGUAGGAAAACUCAAUAAAUCGCGGGGAGGAAAAACAAAAUCUGUUGGCGUUUGAACCCUGUGUGCGUCUGCUGGAAGGUAUGGUAUGGUGAGCGAGGCGGGGCGCCGCCGCUUGCUGACCGUGUCGCUGGCCGUGUCCGUGCUGACGGCGCUCUUGUCGAGCUCGGCGCUGCUCACGGUGCUGGUGGCCUGGCCGCUGGGCGUCGGCUGGGUGCGGGUCGCCCGGCCCGCCUCCACCGCGCUGCUCGCCCUGCUCGCGCUCGACGCCGCCCUGGGCCUGGCCGUGGCCGUGCGCUCAGCGCUCCUGGCACUGGCGUGCCGCGCGCGCGCCGCGCCCCGCCAGGUGCGCCUGCUGCACCCCGUGAGCGCGCACCUCGUCUGCCUGCUGAUGCCCUCGGUGCUGCUGCACCUCGCCGUCGUCGUGUGGUGCGUGGUGGGCAUGGCGCUGUCGCCGCGCCUGUCGCGCUCGCGCAUCCUGUGGGCCGCGCUGGGCUACUACGAGGAGGCCGCGGCGCGCGAGGCUCUCGACGAGGCGCAGGCCGCCCUCGAGUGCUGCGGCUUCGACGGCCCCGCCGACUGGCACCCCUGGGCCAACGACCCCAUCGGCCGGCUGGGCCUCAAGGACCAGGAUAGCGACGCCGUCCGCGCCGCCUCCCACGACCCGGACAAGCGAAUGGCGCGCCCCGCCGACGGGGACAUCCCCGAGAGCUGCUGCGCGCCCGACGCGGCCGCUCCAGUGGCGGCGAUGGCCUCCGCGCCGCCGAGGUCGGACGCCACCGCGGCGUGUCGCACGUGGGAGCGGGGCUGCUUCAAGCCCCUCGUCAACACCCUGGUCCUGCUGCACCUGUCCGUCGGCACGGCCUCCCUCUUCCUGGCUGCACUGCAUUCCGUUGCCGCAGCGACCCUGCGUCUGGCCCAGACGUCCGGCAGGGCGGCCCUCGAGGCCGGCGACCCGGACGCACCGGCCCCAGCCUGGCUCUUCAGACCGCCGCGCUCGCCGGGCGAGGAUGGCGUCGCCAUGACCGGCUUCUCGAGCAAGCCCGGGGACGGCGCCUCACCCCGGCGCUCACGCUCAGGUGGGCGCCGAGGCCGCGGGAUGGCCUCGGACUCCGAUCCGGACCAGCCCGGCAAGCUGCUUUUCUCCAGGGCGGAGAUCGACGCGCGGAGGGCGCGCGCGCUUGCGUCCACGUCCACCUCGACGGACUCCUCGCUGACGUUCGAGUUGUCGGAGACGCCGCUUCCCACCUCCGAAGAACGCUUCAUCCUGGCCGAGUACGCCUUCAGCCCUGGGCCGAGCCUGGGGACGAGCACGACGUCAUCCUGGACCCUGACCUCCGACGCGGAGAGUAUCCCACCUUCGGAGGAGCCCUUGUCACCGCGCUCCCCCACGGCCCUACGACGCGCUCGCAGUGACGGCGACAUCCCACAGACCCGCGGGUCGCUCUGGGACGGCAGCCCAUUCAGGCCCGUAAGGAAGCCGCCCGCAGUCUGUCGGAAGGACAGCACGGUUUCUCAGAAGAGUCGGGCUGCGGCCGAGCUUUCCAGUGAAAGCGGGUUUACCGCCCCUCUGCCCACGCCACCCACCCUCAUGGACCGCGGGGACAUGCCGGCGGACGUGUCACCCAUUCUGGGUCGCGCCGACACACUCCUGGGCCUGGAGAUGGAGACCAAGGCCCUGAUGCAGGCCGUCAUGCUGGGCGCAGUGCCGCUGGCGGUGCAGCCCCGUCGCCCGAGCAGGAUCACGAGUGAGAGCUCGACGCAGACCAAUGUCGGCCAGUCCAUCCUCCAACUAGACGACCUGUUUCGGGAACACGGCAUCACCAGUCGCACGCUCAGUCGAACUGAGAUAGG
Frankliniella occidentalis (western flower thrips) is the source of this 2533-nucleotide messenger RNA. RefSeq lists its product as uncharacterized. Gene Ontology annotation, cellular component: membrane. The annotation marks the transcript as partial. The transcript has 5 exons. Lineage: Eukaryota; Metazoa; Arthropoda; Insecta; Thysanoptera; Thripidae. The record is from RefSeq and is a predicted model, not a curated record.